GAUUAUUUAAAUUAUAUAAAUACUAGGAAAUAUAAGGAUAGUGAAUAAUGUUUCUUUUCUCUCUUCAUUAUUACACUAUCAAAUGCUAUAUAAUAGAGUUUCUUAUUGUGCUACUCUAAUUGCAUGUUUCGCAAUAAUAACAGAAGCUGCUGACAGUUAUGAACAAAUCGUAUCUCAAUGUCAAUCGCUGAAUGAAAGAUCGAAUAGCAUUAGGGAUUCGUUUAUCUUUGCUUAUAAUGGCUAUAAAAAAUAUGCCUAUGGACAUGACGAGAUUUUACCUAUAUCAAAUAAAUCCUAUGAUUCAAGGAAUGGUUGGGGAGCUACUAUCAUUGACUCUUUAGAUACACUGCUUAUUAUGAAUCUUGAAGAAGAUUAUCAACGUGCAUUAGAGUUUGUAAGUAAAGUUGAUUUCUCAAAAUCAAGCGUAGUUUCUAAAGGAUUUGAAACAAACAUACGUUAUCUUGGUGGUUUACUUGCUGCUAAUGACUUGAGACCGAAUCCGAUUCUUGUUCAAAAAGCAAUUGAGGUUGCAGAUAAGACAUUGCUUCCAUUGUUUACUGAUACUACUUCUAUGAAUGUAAAAUUAAAAGUUCCUUAUGGCUAUAUGGAUUUAAUAAGAAAUCAACCUCAAAUAGUUGAUUCAAUUCUUCUUGCUGAAUUCGGUUCUUACUCUAUGGAGUUCACUCGAUUGUCACAAGUUACUGGUGAUCCUAAAUAUGAAAAAUUGACUAAUGAUUUAACUGAUGUUAUUAUUAAAAAUCCUACUUCUAUGCCUGGUCUUUAUCCUGCUUUUUGGACAGUAAAUCCCUUUGCUCCUAUUAAUUCAAGUCUAAUUACAGUAGCCGGCGGUACUGAUAGUUUUUAUGAAUACUUGAUCAAAAAUUAUCUUUUGCAGAAUAAAGAAAAUGGUGAUUUAUUAAAUACAUGGCAAAAGUCUGUAGAGAGUAUUGAAAAAUACUUGCUCUCUCCUACUGUAGAAGAUCCACAAAUACAAUUUGUUGCCUCAGUUAGAAAUAGUACCAUUUAUGCUAUGUCGAAUGAAUUGAUUUGCUUCUGGCCUGGUAAUAUUUUGCUUGGUAUUUCUCAAAUAAGCGAUCAAGUCAAAAGAAAUCAAUAUAGAAACUUUGCAGAUAUAUUUUUCAAAUCAUGUAUAGAAAUUUGGCAAAAGACAAACACAGGUAUUGCACCUGAAAGUUGGACAUGGCACCCUAGAGAAAAUACAAUAGAAAGAACAUUAAACAACUUACUCGGAGGAAAUUUUAAAUUUUACACAAAGCAGGAAAAACAAAAAAGAGCAGUUGGAAGAACAUUUGAAAUAACUAGUGCAUUUUAUGAUUUAAGACCAGAAACGAUUGAAAGUAUAUUCUAUUAUUAUCGUUUAACUGGAGAUAAACAAUAUCAGGAUCUUGCUUGGGAAUUAUAUUUAGCUAUUGAUAAAUAUGCAAAAACUGGCUCAGGAUAUGCAAGAGUAGAUCAUGUAGAUAUAGUUCCUGCAAAGUUACAAGACUUUCAAGAAAGUUUCUUUUUUGCAGAAACAUUAAAGUACUUGUAUCUAAUUUUUGCUGAUAAAAACUGUAUAUCCUUAAAUGAUUAUAUUUUUAAUACUGAAGCACAUCCUUUUAAAUUACCAAGCCCCAUUCAAUUCCAAUAAUAAUACUUAUUAUAAUAAAGUUAUCUUUUUUUUU
Cokeromyces recurvatus is the source of this 1685-nucleotide messenger RNA. Its product is annotated as glycoside hydrolase. The transcript is spliced from 8 exons. NCBI's taxonomy places the organism in Eukaryota, Fungi, Mucoromycota, Mucoromycetes, Mucorales, Mucoraceae. Gene Ontology annotation, molecular function: calcium ion binding; mannosyl-oligosaccharide 1,2-alpha-mannosidase activity. Gene Ontology annotation, cellular component: endoplasmic reticulum; Golgi membrane. The coding region runs from base 83 to 1651 and encodes 522 amino acids. The record is from RefSeq and is a predicted model, not a curated record. Gene Ontology annotation, biological process: carbohydrate metabolic process; N-glycan processing.